AGUGAAAGAAAGUGAAAAAAAAGAAACAGAAAAGUGUCUGUUGCAAAGUUGAAAGGAAAACAUCAAGAAACAAAGAACCAAAUCAACCUAAGAAAUCGUACCAGAAUUUCCCUCAAUCUCUUAUCCAUUUAGCGUAGCGUAACUAUCUAGCAUGAAACUAAAGAAACUUAAGAACGGUUAGGUUCAACAUCUACAAGACUCCUAACCAAAGUCACAAAUCACAUGAAAAAAUGAAGUUGAGCAAGUCGAAAGAAAAUAGAUUAAUUUCUCUCUAGUCUUUUACCUAAAGAAUAUUCGUCUCUAGCUCUCCUGGAUGGGAGCCACUAAGCUGAACCCAGUAUACACCUUAAAAAUGUGAAAUUAAUACCAAAAGCGCUUCAGCUCAAUUACCUAAAUUUCCAAAAAUUAAACCUCAAAAAACGUUGUCUGAAACUCUAAGCAUCGACUACACCCUGUAUAAAUAAACGAAAUUCAGGAAACCACAAAGAAAAACAUCAAAACAUUGAUUUAUCGUAAUGCAAGUGCUACCACUUCCUUCAAAAGUGCAUAAGUGACCCAGAAACAGAUAAAUGUGCAAAACCAGAUCGUUUGCUUCAUGUUUAGUGUGGAAAAAAUGAGUAGCAGAAACGAAGCGGACAAACAGUUGGAAAAGUGGAAAAUACAAAAUGAGGAAAAAAUUGGCUUCGCCACCAACAGCGCCGGAAUACCAAUAGUCAAUGCAAAAACGAGUUUAACGAUUGGAAAAAAUGGGCGAAUUCCGCUGCAAGACUGGCAAUUGAUCGAGCAUCUCAGCCAUUUCAAUAGGGAGAGAAUUCCCGAGAGAGUUGUGCACGCUAAAGGUGCAGGCGCCUUUGGCUACUUUGAAUGCACCAAAGAGCUCAGUGCCUACACGGUGUCCAAAGUGUUUGAAGCAGUGGACAAACGAACUUCAAUUGCAGUGAGGUUUUCCGUUGUUGCCGGCAAUUUGGGUUCAGCUGACACUGUUCGAGAUCCACGCGGUUUCGCAUUGAAAUUCUACACAGAUGAAGGAAUAUGGGACCUGGUUGGAAACAAUACUCCCAUUUUCUUCAUGCGCGAUCCCAUUCUGUUCCCCAUGUUCAUACAUAGUCAGAAGCGGAAUCCGGUCACCAAUUUGAGGGAUUGGGAUGCUUUUUGGGAUUAUAUUUCUCUCACUCCCAUGUCUGUACAUCAGGUGAUGUUUCUAUUUUCGGAUAGAGGAAUUCCGAAAAGUUACCGCCACCAACACGGAUUCGGGUCGCACACCUUCUCACUGAUCAACAAAGACCGGAAGUUGACGUGGUGCAAAUUCAUUUACAAAACCGAUCAAGGAAUAGAAAAUUUGGAUCCUGAAGAAGCAGAAAAGAUUGCAGGCCGAGACCCGGAUUACGCCGUCAGGGAUUUAUACGAAUCAAUCAGUGAAGUCGAUGGCUACAUCAAAAAGUACCCAUCAUGGACGUUCUACGUCCAGCUGAUGACACCGGAACAGGCCAAACUGCAGAAGUUCAACCCCUUCGAUAUUACCAAGGUGUGGCCACACAAAGAGUUUCCACUGAUCGAAGUGGGAAGAUUCGUUCUGAAUCGAAAUGCCAGCAACAAUUUCGCCGAAAUCGAACAACUGGCUUUCAGCCCAAACAACUUGACGCCUGGAGUUGGGGCGUCUCCAGAUCGACUUUUGCAGGGAAGGUUGUUUGCUUACCAGGACGCCCAUCGGUAUCGAUUAGGAGCAAAUUUCCAACAAAUUCCAGUCAAUAAACCCAUUAAUCUUACGAACAACUUCCAACGCGACGGCUUCAUGUGCUCUUUUAACCAAGGAGGAGCACCCAACUAUUAUCCGAACUCCUUCGGAGGACCCAAUUCCGAUCCGUUUGCUGAAAGUUGGACUCCACCUCCAGAGUAUGUUGCGGGCUUUGAAAACUACUAUCCAGAGUUCUACGAGGAGGACAAUUACUCCCAGCCGAGAGCGUUUUGGGAGCAAGUAUUGGAUGAGGGGGCCAAAAACAGAUUGGUACAUAACUUGGCAGGUGCAAUUAAACUGGCAAAUCGCACGAUCCAAGAACGGAUUGUGGAUGUGUUUAACAACGUCAGCGACGAUUUGGGAGUUCGAUUGAAAGAGUUGGUGUUCAAUGAUGCCAAAAUUAUACAAUUCUAACGUGCUUUAGCCGAUUCGACAUACAAUAAAUGCAAAAAUCCACUA
Molecule: messenger RNA, 2194 nt
Organism: Dendroctonus ponderosae (mountain pine beetle)
Lineage: Eukaryota; Metazoa; Arthropoda; Insecta; Coleoptera; Curculionidae
Product: catalase
Exons: 10
Coding region: 596-2149 (517 amino acids)
Biological process (GO): hydrogen peroxide catabolic process; response to hydrogen peroxide
Cellular component (GO): cytoplasm; mitochondrion; peroxisome
Molecular function (GO): heme binding; catalase activity
Source: RefSeq, a predicted model, not a curated record